AAACUACUAAAAAAAUAUGAAUCGCAUCCUUAGUUCAUGUUGUUAAUUGCAUCCUUAAUUCAUAUUAUAUUCUUAUGCACAUUCGUAAACUGACGUGAAACUCUUCCUACACAAACCAGGUUUACAGCAACAUAAUUCAAAUUCGGAUGGUUGAUAUUUGAUAAGCUCCACUAUUGAAUUUAUACUGCUCCCAAAUUUUCCAAGCCGCAAAAGCUCUCGGUAUUCCACCCAGAACUGACUGAUUUUGCCCAUAAAGACUCGAAAUUUGUUGGCACUGAGAUCUGAAUCUAAGUAGGUAACGUCGUUUUUUUAUUUGUUGUUAUUGAAUCAAAUCGGAGAAUGCUUCCAGAGUCGGCAUCGGAGCUCGACCCGGACGAUUCCGACACCGAACCAGAAUUUGUGGAGGUUGAUCCCUCCGGUCGCUACGGUCGGUAUAAAGAGGUACUAGGCAAGGGAGCUUGCAAGAAAGUAUACAGAGCUUUUGAUGAAUGGGAAGGAAUAGAGGUGGCCUGGAAUCAGGUUAAGGUGGCUGAUCUCUUGAGGAAUUCCGUUGAUUUGGAGCGUUUGUAUUCGGAAGUUCACCUGCUUAAGACCCUCAAGCACAAGAAUAUUAUCAAAUUCUACAACUCGUGGGUUGAUACCAGAAACGAGCAUAUCAACUUCAUUACCGAGAUUUUCACAUCUGGGACUCUGCGACAGUAUAGAAAGAAGCACAAGCAUGUUGAUGUGCGCGCACUGAAAAAAUGGUCUCGACAAAUCCUGGAGGGGCUUUCGUAUCUUCAUGGCCAUGAUCCCCCAGUUAUUCAUCGGGAUUUGAAAUGUGAUAAUAUUUUUGUUAAUGGGAAUCAAGGGGAGGUGAAGAUAGGCGACUUAGGACUUGCUGCUAUUCUUCAGCAAGCUCGUGCAGCUCACAGUGUCAUAGGGACCCCGGAGUUCAUGGCACCGGAGCUUUAUGAGGAGGAAUACAAUGAACUUGUCGAUAUAUAUGCCUUUGGUAUGUGCUUGCUGGAGCUUGUGACCUUUGAGUACCCUUAUGUGGAAUGUACCAAUGCAGCUCAGAUAUAUAAGAAAGUGACUGCUGGAAUCAAGCCUGCAUCACUCGAGAAAGUGAUGGACCCUGAAGUUCGAGCAUUCAUAGAAAAGUGCAUUGCGAAAGUCUCUGAUCGGCUGUCAGCCAAAGAGUUACUGAUGGAUCCAUUUCUCCAUUCGGGUGAGAAUUCAAGAAGUUGUUCAUUACAGCCUCAACCUUCCAACACAUAUUGCAGUGAUAAUGGUAACCGAUUUUACAAUGGGAAGGCGCCAGAUGACUCUGUUCUCGAGGGGAAUCGGGAUUUCACAGUACAGGGCCAAAGAAAAGACCAAAAUACAAUAUUUUUAAAACUCCGGAUAGGAGAUUCAUCAGGUCAUAUUCGGAACAUUCAUUUCCCAUUCGACAUCGAGGAGGACACUUCCAAUUCCGUCGCCAGUGAAAUGGUCGAAGAACUCGAUCUGACGGAUCACGAUGUCUCGGUCGUAGCUGCUAUGAUCGACUCCGAAAUCCAAUCCCUUAUUCCCGAUUGGGCCCCCAGAGAGCUGCCUGCUGACAACAAUUUCAAUGAGGAAGGGUCCCCAGAAACCGGAAUUUCCGGACCCCACGGCAUAAGAGUAGCAGCCCUCACUCCAGGGACUCAAACGUCAGUCCCGGACGCCCCUGUGACUAACGAAUCGGGCCCACUCGUCUUGGAGAAACUCCCGUCCGGCCGAAAAUAUUGGUCCCACUCGCCCAAAGCCAGUGACGAAAGCUUGCCUUUGGAGUAUAAUUCCAAUGGUGUCAACAUGCAAUCUCCUAUGAGCCAUCAUGAUGUGAAUAUUUCCGAUUAUGCCAGGAAUAAUUCCAACGGUGAUGGUCAGAGUAAGCAUGGGGCAGUUUCUGAACCUCAGCGGGAGAAUGCGGGCCCAUGCAGAAACUCUUUGGAUGAAGUGAAAAUUAUUGUGGAAAAGCUUGAGCAUGUCCUGGACGAGCAGACCAAGGAGUUGGAUGAGUUGAGGCAUAAACACAAAGCAGCUGUUUUGGCAUUUCUGAAGGAGCUUCCGGAAGAAAGUCGUCAGAAGGUUCUUAACAUCUGUGACAAGAAGUUAUAUGGACGUGAAUUGCAGGACCCAAAAGAUGAAUCAGCCGGUCAUGACCCUUCUGUGAUGAUGGAUGACGUUAAAGUGUGUUGGUGUUUGCCUUUGAGUUCUGUUGGUGGCCUGUUCGAGUGCGGCUGUAUGCGGGUUAAGUCUUGUGGGGAUAGUGCUGAUGACGGGUUAGCUUGA
Molecule: messenger RNA, 2295 nt
Organism: Striga asiatica
Lineage: Eukaryota; Viridiplantae; Streptophyta; Magnoliopsida; Lamiales; Orobanchaceae
Source: the annotation of a GenBank genome assembly